AUGGCGCAGAUAAUUCGAGAGGCCCCGGUAGGCCAACUGAUCCGUUUUGUCACUCGCAACAAGUUCCUCCAAUACCCCGAGGAGAGGCCCGAUUUCCAACUCCCGCAGCCAUGGCUUGACGUCCUUAACUCGGAAAAGGAGGGCUUGGCGGUCGAGGACGCAGAUCUGGCGUCGCCAAGAUCCUCCCAGUCGACCCGCAUCAACGAGGAAAAAACGCUGUCCCGGAAGGAGGUCGAGGAUGCGUCCCCGUACGGGGUCUCCCUCCAGCGGACGCGGAGCAGACAAGAGUCGGUUUCUUACACGCAGGACCGGCUCGAAAUCGAUGAGAUUCAUGAGAUCCAGAAGAUGCAAAGCAUACCCAUCGUUCCAAAGAAGACCAAGGAUGGGGCCAUCCUGGUGGAUUGGUACUUUAGCGACGACGUCGAUAACCCACAGAACUGGUCCAACGCGAAGCGUGGCCUCAUCACCGUCAUCAUAUGCAUCUACACGUUCGUCGUCUACAUGUCCUCGGCCAUCUACAUGCCUUCCAUCGAGGGUGUCAUCCACGAAUUCGGCGUUGACAUGACCGAAGCCUCGUUGGGCCUGGCCCUUUUCGUCCUGGGCUACGGCAUCGGUCCGUUGCUGUUUUCUCCUCUCUCCGAGAUUCCCCGCAUCGGCCGGAAUCCCAUCUACAUUGUCACCAUGCUCCUUUUCGUCAUCGUUUCCAUCCCGGCUCCAUUGGUUGACAAUUACCCCGGAUUGAUGGUCCUUCGCUUCCUGCAAGGCCUAUUCGGAUCCCCUUGCCUUGCAUCGGGUGCCGCAUCCCUUGGAGACAUGUAUAGCUUGCUGAAUCUUCCUUAUGCUCUGAUUGCCUGGGUCUCUGCUGCCUACUGCGGGCCCGCAAUCUCUCCGGUCUUGUCCGGGUUCUCUGUUCCCGCCAUGGGAUGGCGCUGGUCACUUUGGGAGGUUCUUUGGGCAUCGGCGCCCGUCUUCCUCGUCAUGUUCCUCUUCCUCCCAGAGACCUCGACACCCAACAUUCUCCUCCGCCGUGCCGAGCGCCUCCGGAAGCUGACAGGCAGCAACCGCUUCAUGUCGCAGUCCGAAAUCGACCAGCGCAAUCUUAAAACAUCGGCCGUCGUCAUCGACGCAUUGAUCAAGCCGCUUGAGAUCACGAUCAAGGACCCCGCUAUCCUCUUCGUGCAGGUAUACACCGCCAUCAUCUACGGCAUCUACUACUCCUUCUUCGAGGUGUUCCCCCUGGUCUACCCGGUCUACUACGGCAUGAGCAUCGGCCAAGUCGGCCUCGUCUUCCUUUGCAUCCUCGUCGCCUGUCUCAUUGGCGUGGGCAUGUACAUCUCGUACCUGGCCUUCUACAUGAUCCCGCGCAUCAAGAAAUACGGCUUCCCGGCCCAGGAGAACCGCCUCGUGCCCGCCCUCCCGGCAUCCUUCGGCCCUACCAUCGGGCUCUUCAUCUUCGCUUGGACGGCGUCCCCGGCGAUCCACUGGAUCGCCCCGACCAUUGGCAUCACCGUGUACGGCGCUACUGUCUUCAUCGUUAUGCAGUGCAUCUUCGUCUACGUCCCGCUCUCUUACCCCCAGUACGCCGCCAGUCUAUUUGCGGGCAACGACUUUUUCCGCUCGGCGUUUGCGUUCGCUAGCAUCCUGUUCGCGCGGCCGAUGUACCUCAACAUGGGCGUUGCGCGCGGCACGAGCUUGUUGGGUGGGCUAAGCACGAUCGGUAUCAUUGGGAUCUGGCUGCUCUACUUCUACGGCGCCAGGCUGAGGUCGCUGAGCAAGUUUGCGGUGUCAUCCGAAUGA
Molecule: messenger RNA, 1797 nt
Organism: Colletotrichum graminicola M1.001
Lineage: Eukaryota; Fungi; Ascomycota; Sordariomycetes; Glomerellales; Glomerellaceae
Product: major facilitator superfamily transporter
Exons: 1
Coding region: 1-1797 (598 amino acids)
Biological process (GO): xenobiotic detoxification by transmembrane export across the plasma membrane
Molecular function (GO): fluconazole transmembrane transporter activity
Source: RefSeq, a predicted model, not a curated record